Messenger RNA from Myxocyprinus asiaticus (Chinese sucker), 5652 nucleotides. RefSeq names its product phosphatidylinositol 4,5-bisphosphate 3-kinase catalytic subunit beta isoform-like. Gene Ontology annotation, cellular component: cytoplasm; plasma membrane; phosphatidylinositol 3-kinase complex. The transcript is spliced from 25 exons. Lineage: Eukaryota; Metazoa; Chordata; Actinopteri; Cypriniformes; Catostomidae. Gene Ontology annotation, biological process: phosphatidylinositol-3-phosphate biosynthetic process; cell migration; phosphatidylinositol 3-kinase/protein kinase B signal transduction. The record is from RefSeq and is a predicted model, not a curated record. Gene Ontology annotation, molecular function: 1-phosphatidylinositol-3-kinase activity; 1-phosphatidylinositol-4-phosphate 3-kinase activity. The coding region runs from base 763 to 3972 and encodes 1069 amino acids.
UAGUUGCGUGAGUCACGCAGUUCAUCGGGCCUAGUCUGCGUGGAGAUAUUUACACCACAUAAACACAUGCAGGAUUGCGUCCAGUUUCCGUCGCAUUUCAUGUCGGCGGUGGGUGAAAAUGUCUAUGUUUUCGGCUGAAAUCACGGCACAUAAGUUGUUCGGGUGUCUGUAAGAACUGGAGGCAAAAUAGAGGUUACGUGUUGGCAAGGAGGGCUGUACGAAUCCAACCGAGGAACACGAGCGAACGCUUGCUCCACACACAGCCUGCUGAAAGAAGCAGGAAGCGGACUGGAGCUGCUCACCUGAACCGUACCGAAUGGAAGACUGCACUGGACAUUCGCAGGGGAGAAAGCAUCUGUUUUGACACUUUAACCGCGAUUGAAAGCUGACCGGUAUUAUUGGAGUUCAACCCGAGACACACUCUUAACUUCAGUGGAGGACUGCGUCCGAUAUUCCGUCCCGGUUGAUUGGAAUAAUCGGUUGUAAAGAUGCAGCAUCUUCUUCCUCCCAUGAUGGAGCCGACUGAGAAAUAAGAGACUCUAGAGACGGCAGAAGGAGAGAUGUGUACGGAGAGUUUACUAAAGAGAUGUAAAGAACAGCAGUGAGUAAGACAGAGGCAUGGCAGCGUGAUAUGUCAGAAUAGUACCAUGAAGAGUUCCUGCUUCGAAGAAUCGGAUAAGGCAAUUUGCAUGUGGUCUUCCCGUGUUUGCCUAUGAGACAGCGAGAGAGUUCCCAUGGUUUGGCUCCAGCACAUUCUCCGCCAUGCCUCCUGCCAAGACAGAUCAGCUGGACUUGUGGGCGGAGUCAGGGCUGUAUGGAGACGACCAGGUGAUGGUGGACUUCCUAUUGCCCACCGGAGUCUACAUCCAGAUGGAGGUUCCUAGAGAGAGCACCAUUCAACACCUCAAACUGCUGUUAUGGAAGGAGGCGCAGACUUACCCUCUCUUCUCACUCCUGGGGGAGAUGGAGGGUCACAUGUUCGAGUGUGUGAACCAGGCAGCGGUGCACGAGGAGCUUGAGGACGAGACCAGGCGACUGUGCGACGUGCGGCCGUUCCUGCCCGUCCUCAAACUGAUCACACGCAACUGUGGACGUGCAGAACGCCUGCUGGAUUCUAAGAUCGGAGUACUUAUUGGGAAAGGUCUACACGAGCUGGAUGCCUUGCAAGAACAGGAAGUGAAGGACUUUCGGUCCAAAAUGAAGCGAAUCAGUGAAGAGAAAAUGCAGCGCAUGCAGAUGAUGUCAUGGGGGGAGUGGCUUCGGAGUUUUAAUGCCCCGCAGGUGGAGGCGGGGUCACUGGAGAAUUUGAUUGACAAGCAUGAGGGUGGGAUCAAAAUCACCAUGCAUUACGACCAAUCACAGGACACAGCCAGUCUGAAAGUGUCAUUGCAUUGUACAGUAACUGAACUAAUGUAUCAGGCUCUCAAGAAAUGGCAGACCACUCACGGCCCAGAGGAAGACAUUGGACCCCGGAGCGAUUAUGUGUUGCGUGUCAGCGGCAUACUUGAGUUCCUGUUCGAAGAUCUCCCUCUCAAUCAGUACAAAUACAUUAGGACAUGUAUGUUGGCAAAUGAGAGCCCUCACCUGACGAUGGUCCACUGCAGUGUCAUCAAAGCCAUGUUUGAAAAGGAACUCUGCACCAUCGGAUCAGUGCUGGCACGAAAGACAUCGAACCCUCCUCUACCGCUGCCCCCGAAGAAGAGAGGCCCAACACAGUUGCAUACGUGUGUUUGGAAGGUUCAUUCUUUGUUCAGAGUUAAUCUUGUGAAAGGCAUCAAGGUGAAUGCUGAGGAUGCUGCUAAGAUCCAGGUUAGAGCAGGGCUGUUUCACGGUACAGAGCUCUUGUGUAAGACGGCGGUCAGCAGCGAGAGCAGCAGUCGAUCUGAACACGUGUGGAAUAAAACAUUGGAGUUUGACAUCCCCGUUUGUGACCUGCCACGGAUGGCACGCCUCUGCUUCGCCAUUUACGCCGUAAUGGACAAAGUGAAGAAACAGAGAUCCACCAAAAACACACACCUGAACAAAUACCAGACCAUCCGCAAGGCAGGGAAAGUGCACUACCCAAUAGCAUGGGUGAACACAAUGGUGUUUGACUACAGAGGACAACUGAAGACUGGUGACAUUAUCCUGCACUGCUGGUCCUCUUUCCCUGAUGAGCUGGAAGAGAUGUUGAACCCCAUUGGGACAAUUCAAACAAAUCCCUACACAGAGAAUGCCACAGAACUACACAUAAGCUUCCCAGAAUACUCAACACAACCAGUUGUAUUUCCCUCUUUUGACAAGAUCCUGGAAAAAGCUGCAGAAAUCGCUGGAUCCAGUGACAACAUGACAAUGAGUCGUGGGGGCAAGAAGUUUUACAUCGAGCUAAAGGAGAUCAUGGAGCGAGACCCUCUCUCUCAGUUGUGUGAGAACGAGAAGGAUCUGAUCUGGACACUCCGCCACGACUGUAGAGAAAACUUCCCUCAGUCUCUCCCCAAGCUGCUGCUGUCCGUCAAAUGGAGCAAACACGAAGACAUGGCUCAGCUGCAGGCUCUGAUGCAGAUUUGGCCCAAGCUGAGCCCUCGAGAUGCUCUUGAACUGCUGGAUUUCAACUACCCCGACCAGUAUGUCAGAGAAUUUGCGGUCAAAUGCCUUAGAGAUAUGAGUGAUGACGAGCUGUUGCAGUACUUGUUGCAGCUUGUUCAGGUGUUGCGCUAUGAGCCAUACUAUGACUGUGCCCUCAGCCGUUUCCUCCUGGAGCGCGCUCAUAGCAGCCGCAAGAUCGGCCAUUUCCUCUUCUGGCAUCUCAGGUCUGAGAUGCACAUAUCAGCCAUAUCUGUUCAUUUCGCUCUGAUUUUGGAAGCGUACUGCCGAGGCAGCAUCCCGCACAUAGAAGUUCUCAAAAAACAGGUUGAAGCUCUCAGUAAGCUGAAAGCAGUGAAUGAGCUGAUUAAACUGGGCACCAUAAAAAUCAAGAACAAGACAAAAGAAGCUCAUCUUAAAGAGGCCAUGAUGACGUGCCUUAGGCAGACGGGUUUUAUUGAGACACUUUCUGACCUGCACUCUCCCCUCAAUCCAAAUGUCCUGCUCGCUGGAGUCAAUGUGGAGAGAUGCAGGUAUAUGGACUCUAAAAUGAAACCCCUCUGGAUCGUUUACAAUAACAAGCUGCUGGGAGGAGAUACACUGGGGAUCAUCUUCAAAAAUGGAGAUGACUUGAGACAGGACAUGUUGACUCUGCAGAUCUUGAGGUUGAUGGAUCUGCUGUGGAAGGAGGCCAAUCUGGACCUCAGAAUCGUGCCUUAUGGUUGCUUGGCAACAGGAGAUCAUUCUGGUCUGAUUGAGGUGGUCUCUUCAGCCGAUACAAUUGCUAACAUCCAAAAAACAAGCAGCAACAUGGCCGCCGCAGCUGCUUUCAAUAAAGACGCUCUGUUGAACUGGCUCAAAGACAAGAACUCUGGAGAUGCUUUGGACAAAGCCAUCGAGGAGUUCACACUAUCAUGUGCCGGUUACUGUGUUGCCACCUACGUCUUGGGCAUUGGUGAUCGCCAUAGUGACAACAUCAUGGUUCGCAGUACAGGUCAGCUCUUCCACAUAGACUUUGGCCAUAUCCUGGGAAACUUCAAGUCCAAGUUUGGAAUCAAGCGUGAACGCGUUCCUUUCAUCCUCACACACGACUUCAUCCAUGUGAUUCAACAGGGCAAAACUGGCAACACAGAGAAAUUUGGAAAUUUCCGGCAGUACUGUGAGGAGGCCUAUCUGAUUCUGAGGAGGAAUGGAAAUCUGUUCAUCACACUGUUUGCUCUGAUGCUCACAGCAGGCCUGCCGGAGCUCACAUCUGUCAAAGAUAUCCAGUAUUUAAAGGACUCUCUGGCGUUAGGUAAAACUGAUGAGGAGGCUCUUAAACAGUUCCGGCAGAAGUUUGACGAGGCUCUCAGGGAGAGUUGGACCACAAAAGUCAACUGGAUGGCUCACAAUGUGGCUCACCCUUCCUAACCCAACCAAACACAGACAUUUGGCUCCAAACUGAAGACAGGGGACACCAGGAAAUGUAAAACUGUUUAUUACAAUGAAAAACAGCUUAUUAAUGAUCUACAGUAUACAACAAUAUAUGGUCCAAACCGAUGGAUCUGAAUGUUCGGAAACAUCUUCGAAGGUGUAGAGAUCUACUGUAGGAACCAAAAACUUUGCUUACACAUUCUGUUGGAUAUAUGAACUGCUUCUGACCACAGUAGGACCUAAUGAAACCUGGUGGAAUCAGAUGUAAUGGCCUUAAGAAGGGAACAAAGGAGAGAACUUCUGCCUUUUCUUCCUCCACUGAGAAAAUCAAUGAACAAUAUUUAACUGAGAGAAACCGGGGGAGUUCUGAACCACAUGAUUCAGUCUGAUAGCACAAGACCGGUUUAGGCCUUCCAGACAUGAUGAGAUAUCGUUGUACAGCCUUGUUAAUGUACUGGGACUUGAGACUUUUUAAAAAUCGACCAAUCAGAGCUUAAGCUCAGAGGAAGUGCAUCUUAUCAGACCAAUCUGACUUGGGGAAAACGUGUGCCUCACUGCUUAAGAAACUUUUUGACUUUCCGUUUUGUUUGUAACUGUAUGUGCUAUACUACUUUAUUAAGAGAAAUAGUCUUCAAAACACUGGAAUCAUGCUAUAUGUAUAAAUAUUUGAUGGGUUUUAAUUGUUUUAAUGGUUAAGCACUCUUCCUAAAUGCCGUAGUGCUGCUUAUUAGUAAAGUACAAAUUGCUGUAAUCAAAAAUAUCGGAAGGCUGCACACACAGAUGUCGCUGAGGAUCAUUAGUGAACAAACUUGUCAAUGUAGAGGGUUUUCCCCCAAUGCCCAACCACCCCUUCUCUCUUCAGAGCUAGCCAUAAAAUCGAAACUUGCUGCAUCAUAUGGCAUCAUAGUCAAGCCCAUAAUUUAAUGGUAGAAUGCAUAGAAAUCACACAUUUCUGUUGCUCCUGAUUUAAGUUGCCCAUUUAGUCCGAAAAUCAACACAGAAGACAGAGAUGACCAAAAAUGUAGUGAAGGUCUAGCUGUGGUGCCCAAGUCUACAGAUAGCACAGUAGUAAUCACUGAUGUUUGCCUAUAUUUUAAAGCACAGACAGUAAUAAUCGUAGCUUUCUACUACUGAUAACAUGCUUUGUGUCUCUAUUGCUGCUUGUGUUACUGGCAGUGUAACUGGAGAUGUAUAGAUGCACGGUGCAUGUUAAUUGGACAUUGAGCGAGUGUGUGUCUGUGAAAGAGAGAAUGAAAAGAAAGAUGUACUGUGAUGUAAUGAGAUUAUUAGGAGCAAUGCAAAGAUUCUAGGACCAACUUUCAGAGAAUUAUUCAUGCAUUUCCUGUGCUGUGAUGCCGGAAUAUGAGAAUAUAAGAUUAAGAUUUGUGUCUUAAAUGAAAUUUUAUACUCAAGCAUGUUACUCGAAUGUCUACUGGCCCUGCUAUAUAGGAUGUUUUGAUGCCUCUUUUUGACCUGGUGCAGUAUGCAAAUGUAAUGUACAACCAUAAACUAUAAUGAGUGCAUGUGUGUGUUGAGAAGGUGUGUGUGUGUGUGUGUGUGUGUGUGUGCGCGCGCGCGCGCUCAUACUGCGGACCUUUGAUUUCACUGAAACUUUAAAUACAGGCUUGCUCUGUCUUGACCAUUUCAUAGAAAUACUAUUAAAGUUGUUUUCUUUCA